Molecule: messenger RNA, 473 nt
Organism: Paramecium octaurelia
Lineage: Eukaryota; Ciliophora; Oligohymenophorea; Peniculida; Parameciidae
Source: the annotation of a GenBank genome assembly
AUGCACUAAAAAUCAUAACCUUCUCUUCCUUCGUUGCACAUAGUUACAAGCCCAAAUAUGAGUUCUACCAAAAGGAUCCAUGCUAGAAUGAUAAUUGAACCAAAUGUCAAGGAUAUUAUAUCCUUGCCUAAGGGGCAAAUAAGAGGAUCACAAUUUCGAAGAGUCCCGUUAAAGAUGAAUCCGAAAGUUGUUCAAGCCUUCUCUCCAUUUUAAAGCUAUUCAAUUAUUGUAUGUAAUGGGAUAAUAUUAAGAGUUUUCGUGAUUUACUUUAUGAAAAACAAAAACAGGAAAAGUAACUUUAAAAGUUGAACGAGAAGAAACAAUUAGAAAAUCUAAAGGAUCUUCAACAUAGGGAGAAGAUUAAGUACUUCUCAAAAGAAGAGGAAAACAAUGAAGAUAUCAUUGAUUCAAUAAUGUACAGGGUAAGAAUGGAAUUAGGUUAACAGCAGUAGACUAAUUUUAUAACAAAUUGA